GAAAGUUAGCGCUCGAAGAGUGAAGAUGAUGUAAGUUGGCUGUGUGAGAAACAUUCGCGGUUUUAGUGUAAAUAAUGUUGUGUGAGAACAAUUAAAAUGUGUUGACAUUUGAAACAUCGUAAGUGUUGCUUUUUAACUUAACGUUUUGAUAGUUUUUUAUAUCAUAAAUAAACAUGUUUCGAUGUAUUCCGAUAUUUGGUGGCUGUAAUAGACAAGUAGAAUAUAUUGACAAAAGACAUUGCAAUUUACUGAACGUACCUGACGACGUGCUACGUUAUGCUCGAACUUUAGAAGAAUUACAGUUAGAUGCUAAUCAUCUGAAAGAGUUGCCAAGGGGACUUUUUCGUUUAGUUCGUUUGAGGAAACUUUCUCUAAGUGACAACGAAAUCUGUCGUUUGCCCCCAGAUAUCGGAAAUUUGGUCAACCUGGUAGAAUUAGAUGUUAGCAAGAAUGUCCAUAGGAGAAUAUCGGUCAGGGGCGUGACCUAGAGGUUAGCGCGCUUGAAAUGUAAAUACAAGGGUUCGUGGU
This is a messenger RNA of Limulus polyphemus (Atlantic horseshoe crab), 528 nucleotides long. RefSeq names its product protein lap4-like. The transcript is spliced from 3 exons. NCBI's taxonomy places the organism in Eukaryota, Metazoa, Arthropoda, Merostomata, Xiphosura, Limulidae. The coding region runs from base 174 to 488 and encodes 104 amino acids. Gene Ontology annotation, biological process: neurotransmitter receptor transport, endosome to postsynaptic membrane; neurotransmitter receptor transport postsynaptic membrane to endosome. Gene Ontology annotation, cellular component: adherens junction; postsynaptic density; postsynaptic membrane. Gene Ontology annotation, molecular function: protein binding. The record is from RefSeq and is a predicted model, not a curated record.